Molecule: messenger RNA, 3883 nt
Organism: Populus nigra (black poplar)
Lineage: Eukaryota; Viridiplantae; Streptophyta; Magnoliopsida; Malpighiales; Salicaceae
Product: formin-like protein 2
Exons: 4
Coding region: 755-3601 (948 amino acids)
Biological process (GO): actin nucleation; actin cytoskeleton organization
Molecular function (GO): actin filament binding
Source: RefSeq, a predicted model, not a curated record
AAUGAUACAAAAUUUCAAUGUGUCAGUCAUUUUUAACCUCUUGUGGUAUUUCUUCUUCGUUAGCUUUACUUGGAUUUCUACCUUACCACAGCACUCUCGAACUUCAUGAACUUCUCAUUCUAGAGCCGUGAAAAUGGUGAAAAUGAAAAGGGUAUUGUAAUAUGGUCCAAUGGGGUUUUUCUUUUUGCUGUUUUGCCUUGAAAAUCUGAACUACCAGUCCAAUUCUCUCCUACUGUUCUCUUCUUCCUCUACCAUGUAGCAUCUCUCUCUCUCUCUCUCUCUCUGUAUCGCUCUUUGAGUUAAGAGGUAAGACAUUCUCUUCCUGGACCUCACAUUUCAUGAACUUAGUGAAUGUCUUGUUUCUGCAUUCUCAAGUUCAAGAACCUGGCUCUCUAACUUCUGGAACCACAAUUCUUUUCUGUGUCCACCAAAGAAGGAAGUACUUUUACUUGGGAGAACAGAGUUUGUCUUGCAAUUUCUUCACUCCUGCCUGCCUACUCUUCUUUGUGGAGAAUUCCAAUCCAAGAACUGAACUUUCAUCACCGUGUCUCUCAGCAAUGCCGUCAAGGUGAACGAUUUCAAGUCCCCUCUUUCUUUUUCGUUGGCCCCCUUGUAGCACUUCAUUUCCUUCUUCAACUUACUGUAUUUCUGGUUUUAGAGAGGCAAAGACAUUAAGUUUAGAGAGACAACUUUGUGGGUGUCUUGAAGUGUAUGUCUUUACUUCCUGUUAAAUGACCUUCUAAAACAUACAUUAAUGGCCAAUACUAGUUCUAGUCUUACAGUAAAUACUCUCUUAUUCCUUCUCUUCCUUCUGUUCACCACCACGACCUCCACCACUCAUCAACGUCACCUCCUCCACCAACCCUUUUUCCCAUUUACCACCGCCAUUCCACCGACACAACCUCCCUCUUUGUCUCCUCAAACACAACCCAAAUACCCUUUCACUUCCACCCCAAACAAAAACAACAAUCUACAAAAGCCCUUUUUCCCUGCCCUCCCUUCACCUCCACCACCUCCUCCCACUUCCACACUUGCUACUUUCCCUGCCAACAUCUCCUCCCUCCUCCUCCCUCACCGCUCCUCCUCUCCUCACCACAACCUCAUUAUCUCCAUCUCCAUCUCCCUUUCCCUCCUUUUCGCUGCCCUUUUAGCUUUACUUUCAGCCUUUUUCAUCUAUUCUCGCAGGAGAACCCAGCCUUUUAGUCCUCAAAAGGGUUCAAGAUCAGAAAGUCUCCGCCUUUACCCCCAAAACACUAUCCCAUCUGAUGGUUCUCCAAAGAUUCCAAAGCUCCCACACCGUCCUGGUGUCGUAAGCACAAGCUCAGAGUUUCUUUACCUGGGCACAUUAGUGAACCCUCAUGCUGGCAUCGAUGAUCAAGACAAGCCAACAUCAACCAGCAAUGCUGUUCUUAAAACUGGUGUUUCAUCAUCAUCCUCUUCACAUUAUCAAAAACUCGGGUCACCUGAGCUGAGGCCAUUGCCACCAUUGCCUAGACAUAAUUACACACCAACUUAUAGAAGUGGUGAAGUUCUUGUUAGUUCAAGUAAAGAAGAUGAAGUUGAUAGUGAUACAGAGGAGGAAGAGUUCUUUUCGCCAAGAGGGUCUUCUGGGAGGAAAGAGGCUAAUCAUGAGAGUCUGGUUCGUGUUGAUUCAAGUUCUAGAAGAGUGAUUCAAGGUAUUCAAGGAGAGAUUUUUGGGUCUAGAAGUUUUAAUUCAAGGACUGCUUCGUAUCCAUUAUCAAAUUCUUUUUCUCCAUCAAAGUCUGUUUCCAGCAGUGUGUCUCCAGUGUCUAAUUCUAGCCAUAGAAGUGGAAAAUCUCGGUCUCCUGAUACGAUUAUUAGUUUUCCUGCUCCAGUUCAGUCCAUUAAGCAAUCCUCUCCGUCCAUUUCUCCAUCAUCAUCUGGGAGAAAUUCAGGGGAGACGCUGAAUUCUCAGGAGCGAAAUUCGGGUUUUUCAGUACAGAAUGAGCAGGUUCCAGUGAGUGUUGGUAAACAAUUUGUUCCACCAAAACUGCCGCCGCCUCCACCUCCACCUCCACCAUCGCGAUUUUGGGAGAUGCCAGUGGGGUUUAGGAUGGCUCAGGAAGUGAAUUUGGGGAUUCCAGGGCCGCCAGUUCUUGUUAUGCCUGCAAAGCCUGUUUUGGUUCAAGAUCAUGCAAUGCCAGUUAUGGCCAAUGAGCAAAUGCAAAGCAAUGGUAGCGUUGAGAGGAAUGAGGAGAGCAUGAAGCCGAAGUUGAAGCCUUUACAUUGGGAUAAAGUUAGAGCAAGCUCUGAUCGGGCUAUGGUGUGGGAUCAGAUAAAAUCUAGCUCUUUUCAGUUAAAUGAGGAAAUGAUUGAGACACUUUUUAUGGUAAACAAUCCCAAUUUUAAUGUGAAAGAUCACAAUGGAAUGCGCCAAUCCCUUCCUUUGCUGAACCAGGAGAAUAGAGUGCUUGAUCCAAAGAAGUCCCAGAAUAUUGCAAUAUUGUUGAGGGCUCUUAAUGUGACCAUUGAAGAAGUCUGUGAUGCCCUUUUAGAAGGAAAUUUAGAUACUCUGGGGACAGAGCUUCUUGAAAGCUUAUUAAGGAUGGCUCCGACUAAAGAAGAAGAAUACAAAUUAAAAGACUUCAAGGAUGAAUCACCAUUCAAGCUAGGCCCUGCUGAGAAAUUCCUCAAGGAAGUGCUUGAUGUUCCUUUUGCAUUUAAGAGGGUUGAUGCAAUGCUUUAUAUUACUAAUUUUGAUUCAGAAGUUGAUUUCCUGAAGAGGUCUUUUGAAACACUGGAGGCAGCUUGCGAAGAAUUGAGGAACAGCAGAAUGUUCUUGAAACUUCUGGAAGCAGUUCUCAAGACUGGGAACCGUAUGAAUGUUGGCACCAAUCGUGGCGAUGCACAUGCCUUCAAGCUUGACACGCUUCUUAAGCUUGUUGAUAUUAAAGGCACUGAUGGGAAAACCACUCUCUUGCAUUUUGUUGUACAGGAAAUCAUCAGAUUGGAAGGCUCUCGUCUUUCUGGUACAAACCAGAAUCAAACAACCGAGAAAACUCAACAAUCUGCAUUCCAGGAUGAAGUUGAAUUUAGGAAGCUUGGUCUGCAAGUAGUUUCAGGUUUGGGUGGAGAGCUUACGAAUGUAAAGAAAGCUGCUGCAAUGGAUUCGGAUGUGCUUAGCAGUGAAGUUGCAAAACUUGCAACUGGAAUUACGAAAAUUACCGAAGUUCUGAAAUUAAAUGAAGAAAUUGCAUUGAAGGAGAGUAGCUGGAGGUUCUCAGAGUCAAUGAAUGGGUUCAUGAAGAAGGCAGAAGAAGAAAUUGUAAUGCUUCAAGCACAAGAAAAGGCUGCCCUCUCUCUGGUGAAGGAAAUAACUGAGUAUUUCCAUGGGAACUCAGCCAAGGAAGAAGCUCGCCCUUUCCGGAUUUUUAUGGUGGUGAGGGAUUUUCUAUCCAUUCUUGAUCAUGUAUGCAAAGAAGUCGGAAAGAUCAAUGAGAGGACCAUAUGCAGUUCAGCCCGUCCUAUGCCUUCAAAUCCAACACUUCCACCAGUUUUUCCAGGUCUCAUUGGAGGGCAUCAUUAUGGUUCCUCUGAUGAUGAAAGUUCAUCUUCAUCGUCAUUAGAACACUCCAUUUGAUUCUGCUGAAUCUCGCACUGGAAUGCUUAAUGGGAAUUGGUGGUGCGCGCAGCAGACUAUUUGAGUUGAGUUUCUGCAUCUAGCCCGUCACCCAUUUUUUGGUUGGCCUUCUAUUUUGUACCUAAAUAUAUUAUUCACUCAAGAUUUUGGAUUUGUUUACUUCAUGUGUAACAUACCCAAGGGUUCAUGUCAGGACAUAAUAAAGAAGUAAUGGCAGCAUAUUCUGACCUUUCAUGUAAAUCUAUCAGAAGCUAAAUUAAGGUAUUUUGUUCAGUGUUAGAA